UUUUCUAAUUAUUUUCGAAAAUCCAGUAAUGCAAAAAUUUAAAAAUGCUAAAAGCCCUAAUGUCAAACAUCCAUAAUGCCAAACCGUGUCAACGCCAAAAAUUGAUGGCAUCAGGGAUGGCUGCCAAAAUUUUUUCAAUGGAGCGCCAGACGCAAAACUCCGAAUUUUUCCAUUUCUAAAACACGCCAAAAUUUUAUGUCCGACUUCCGGGGUUGGCAUCCAUCAAAAAACUUCCAAAAAAUUUUUUUUAAUUAUUUUUUUCAGUACACAUUAAUCCCAAAAGCAAACCAAAGUGUAAAAGUUUUGGCAGAAAUGUCAGUUUUUCUUCUUGUAUUAAUUCAAAUGCAUCGUCAACAUUUACUUGGAGAAGUUUUAGAUUUAAUACCAAUAUUUCUUCGUUAUAUAAAUAUUAAAUUGCCUGAACAUUUGAAGUUAGAAAAAAAUUAUAAUAGAGAAUUGGUCGAUGAAUUUCAUAAUUCUCAAGUUAGAGCACUUUCUUUUAUUGGUUAUACAGCAAAACAAGCACAGAUUGCCACAGUCGUUAGUGAACAUACAAAAUCUAUCACAGAUGCAAUUUUAAUGUUAAUUGAUUCAUUCCAUCCAGAAGUAAUAAUUCAAAGAAGGGAAUUACUUAUGUCAUUAAAAUAUUUAUUCCAAUCAGAAUUUAAAACAAAUUUUAUUACAUUAAUUCCAAAAAUGUGUGAUGAAAAAGCUUUGCUAGGAAAUUCAUUUACUUCACAGGAUCAGUUGAGAAACCAGUCAUAUUCACUGCUUGCAGACAUAUUACAUCAUGUUAGAAUGAAUAUUCCACAUUUACUUAAACAUAUAUUUUUUCUUUGUUCUCGGUGUUUACAUGACCAUCAACUUUUACCUUACGUACAAACAAUGUAUGGAAAAUUGAUGAUGAAUUUAAUUGAACCUUUAAUUAUACAAUCAAAAGAGAAUGGAACUGAAAUUCGUCUAAUUCUUUGUAAUUCAAUCAAUUCAUUUCUUCGAAAAGCAAAAUUAAUUGCUAAUUAUCAUUUACCUUUAAUUAAAGAAAAAUAUAAUAAAAGUAAUAUUAUUCAACAACAACAACAGCAACAAAUUAAAUCAACAACAGAACAAAAAAAUUUACAAUCUCCAAGUAAAACAAUUGUCUUAACUGAAGGACAACAAACACAAGAAAUUGAAAAUACUGGAGGUGGAGGAGGAGGGCAAAAACAGGAAAAAAGUUCAUCUUCAAUAGAGGCAAGUCGUGCUACAUUUUGGCAAGAUCCAAUUUCACCUCUUUCUUUAAAUGAUUGUAAAAAUUUAGUGAGAUUUAUUAUUCAACCAAUAAAAAUGAUGGUUAUAGCACUCAAGGAAAUUGGAAUUGAACAAGGUUGUAAAAAAUUUUUUUGUGGUUAA
Messenger RNA from Meloidogyne enterolobii, 1389 nucleotides. NCBI's taxonomy places the organism in Eukaryota, Metazoa, Nematoda, Chromadorea, Rhabditida, Meloidogynidae. The record is from the annotation of a GenBank genome assembly.